AGAGUUUUAAAAGGUGGUUUUCAACUCGUUUCCACACAGUCACGAUGAAGCUAACACGGUAUAUCUCUGUGUUUGUGAUCGCACAGUUAUGUAUCAUAGGGAGUGUAAACGGCGGAAACAUAUUAGUUUGGCAUACUGAAGGCAGUCACUGGAUCAACCUCAAGCCUAUAUUGGACACUCUGAUUGACAGAGGACACAGUGUUACAGUGCUGGUGCAGAGUGCCUCUGUAUACAUGGACCCCACGGAAAAGGCUCGCUUCAGCUACGAACCAUUCAACGUCUCCAUCUCAAUGCAAGAGAUGACCAAUUUCUUUGAGGAGUUCAUCCACUUUCACAUGUACGAGAUAGACUACCUGAGCUACUUGCAGAUCCAUUGGAAGGGGUAUCAUAUUGUAAAAAGAGAAUUAAAGUUUUCCAUACAGAUAUGUGACGGACUGCUGAGGUCAGAGACCGUCAUGAGGAGACUGAGAGAGGCCAAGUAUGAUGUUCUGUUAUCCGAUCCAAUCUACCCCUGCAGUGACCUGGUGGCUGAGGAUCUGGGCAUUCCUUUGGUCUACACCCUGCGUUUCUCUAUUGCCCACAUGUGGGAGAGGCUCUGUGGGCAGCUGCCUUCUCCACCAUCCUUUGUCCCUGGUGCCAUGAUCAAGUUAACCGACGAAAUGAGCUUCACUGAAAGACUGUUGAACUUCCUCUUCUAUGCAUCCCAGGACAUAAUGGCAUACGGUUAUUGGCAAGACAUAGACGCCUACUACAGUGAGAUUCGAGGGAAGCCAUCAACCUAUUGUGAGGUGAUGGGCCAAGCUGACUUGUGGCUGAUCCGGACAUACUGGGACUUUGACUACCCUCGUCCUUUCCUCCCUAACUUCAAGUUUGUGGGGGGAAUCCACUGCAAGCCUGCCAAGCCCUUACCAGAGGACAUGGAGGAGUUUGUGCAGAGCUCUGGAAAAGACGGCAUUGUGGUGUUCACCCUCGGGUCCAUGAUAAAGAACCUCACCACAGAGAAAGGGAACAUGAUCGCCUCAGCCCUGGGGAAGAUUCCCCAGAAGGUCCUGUGGAGGCUCAGUGGGGAGAAGCCUGAGACCCUGUCCCCCAACACCAGAGUCUUGGACUGGAUCCCUCAGAACGACCUGCUGGGUCACCCCAAGACCAGAGCCUUCAUCACCCACGGUGGAACCAACGGCAUCUAUGAGGCCAUCUAUCACGGGGUCCCCAUGGUGGGAAUUCCUAUGUUCGCUGACCAGCCAGACAACAUGGUCCACAUGAAGGCCAAGGGGGCCGCGGUCGUCAUGAACUUCAACACCAUGAAAACCCAGGAUCUGGUGGAUGGACUCAACAUUGUGAUCAACGAGCCGUCGUAUAAGGAGAACGCCUUGAGGUUGUCCAGGAUACACCAUGACAGGCCCAUCAGUCCCAAGGAUGAGGCAGUGUUCUGGAUAGAGUUCACCAUGAGGAAUAAAGGGGCCAAGCACCUGAGGGUCCAGGCCCACGAGCUCACCUGGUACCAGUACCACAGCCUGGAUGUGUUCGCUUUCCUACUGGCCAUCGUGAUGCUGCUCACCCUCCUCUUCAUCAAAACAUGCCUCUUCUGUGUCCGGAGGUGCUGUUACGGAACAAAGUCUAAACGGAAGACAGAGUGACAGUGAGAUUGCACAGUAAACCACAUCCUGCCACAGUCUUUCAGCACCAGCCCACCACUAUCCAUCUCGCACUGAACAGGCCUAUGCUGCAUGGGGAGAAUGGAUGGUCUCCCAAAUGAGAUGUCUCAGUCCAUUCCUGUUGCCUGAAAGCAUUAAAAAAGAAACCUUAUUUUCGACCUGCAGAGUAUGUACAGAAUGUGAAUACAUAACCCAAAACGUGUCUUGAUUCCCUUUCCAAAACAAAAGCAAGUUCCCUUCCAAACUACUGUCAAACUGAUUGAUGGUAAGUUCAUGUUAGAUGAAACGUAUUUUUUGUUCUCAAGUAAUACAAUAAUAGAAUAAAUUGUACGGUUAGCCCUCAUAAAAUGCAUGUUUGAGUGUUCAUAGUUCACUUGGGUUACAUUCCAGUCUAAGCAAGGCUUCCAAAAUUGCCAUUGUUUUUCUCUCUGCCAUGUCUCCCUUUGCUGGACUGUCAGUCGAUCUCCGAUCCUCCAAUAUUUAUGCUUAGUAAAGAAGAGAAACACUACAUCACUAAUAUCGUAGUCCUACCUGUACCUUAUUUGUUCCUAUUUUCCCAUGCUUACCUGUCAGGUACCACCUAUUUGGCAUGUCAUGUAUACAGGGCCUAGUGAAAGUGUACACACCCCUUACACAGUCUUCACAUUUUUCUGCCUUAAAUUUUAAUCUAAAAAGGGAUUAAAUAAAUAAAAAAAUCCUACAAAUCUA
Messenger RNA from Salmo salar (Atlantic salmon), 2363 nucleotides. Its product is annotated as UDP-glucuronosyltransferase 2A1. The record is from RefSeq and is a predicted model, not a curated record. Gene Ontology annotation, molecular function: glucuronosyltransferase activity. NCBI's taxonomy places the organism in Eukaryota, Metazoa, Chordata, Actinopteri, Salmoniformes, Salmonidae.